CUGCCACUAGGCCGAAGAAAAUGAAAUGGCUGCUAGAAGCCCUGCUUGGGGAUAAAGGAGAUAUGGGACUUCUCCAAGGCCAGCUGACCCAUACUCUGGCCUGCAAACACUGCAGCAGCGAUAUCUGCCUCCAAAGUCCAGGGAAUAUGAUCAUACUAUUCUUGUUCAUGGUUUGGCAGAUCCGAAGAUGGUGGCAGCUUGUAGGAUGGCAACAGCUUCAGCCCUGGUGCUCUGGAGAUAAAAUGACGCAAGGCAAGGGCCUACAACUUCUGUACCACUUGGUCUUCUCUGAUUGCCCAUGGAAGCAAAAUUCAGAAGAGGAAGAGGAAGAUGAGGAAAAGAAGGAAGAAGAAUCCUUAUCUCUGGAUCCACUAAAACCAUAUUAUCCUUCAGGAUUCUCUACAGCCCCAUGGCAGCCAUCCUGUAGUUCUCAGGGCCUCCCCAGGGCCACAGAGACACGAGAACAAGUACUCACACAACCCCCAAGCCCUUCCAGAUUCUUCCCAACCUUGCAGACCCUGACAGGGAGCUCCCUGCAGCAGAAAAAAAAACAGCUCUUCUGGGGUCUUCCCUCUCUACACAGUGAGUCCUUGGAGACUGAUUUCCUGAGCUUAGAUCACCCCUCUUCACUAAAGUUGUCUAUUUGUCCUUCUGUCUUCUAUAACGAGGUUCCCUUCCUGUGUGUGUACAACCUGUUGCUUCCCUAUUACAACUCAACUUACUAUCCUACCCCUAAAGCCCAUACUUUGGAAGAUCUAGAAAAAAUAGCACCCGGUUCUCAACUAGUUCAAUCUCCACCUUCCCCUCCUAUCCCACGAGUAUCCUCCAAUCUUAAGCCUUUGCUUAAGGGAUGCAUGAGAAUCAUACCUGACACCAAAGCACACACACAGUGGUUUACACAGAACAAAGAGGUUCCUUGUGUCUCUGAGAAUCAAGCCCUGUAUCCACAGCCUGAACUCCAAAAAAUCAGAUCCUCCACACUCUUAUAUUCAUCGGAGGCCUGUAGGGAGAUGGCAGGGGACCUCAGCCUCUAUCAUGUCUCUCUAUUGUAUCCUUCUAACCCUCAGGAAGUCCUAGAUAGGUUUGAGAUGCCAUGGAUAAUCAUGAAACAAAAUGAACACCCAAAAGCCUCUGAAACUGCAAUGCAAACUGCAAGCCGACUCCCAACUUCCCAGACAGAAUGCCAGAGAGUCAACCCCACAGGAGACCUGUCUCAACUGAAAACUCUCUGGGAAACCACAGUGCAAAAAGAGAACCCUCAGAUCUAUGAGGGUCCAGUCUCAGACCCUUGCCAAUUCACAGUGCCCAUGACUGAAGGAAUUGGCCCUCCAGGAACUCCCCCUGGAUAUGAAGCUCAGUGGGGAAUCACACUACAUAAUGACAUUCCCCAAGCUUUUGAUCCCCUAAUGUCUGCUUCCUGUCAACCAACAGCUUCUAUGUCAGAAGUAAAAAAUGUUAACCCCAAAGAAAGACUUUCUGCACCUAAGGACUUCAGGGAAAACAUGGGAUAUAGAGAGAACCCACCUGUUCCCAAGCCUCCAGUCUCAGUCCCCUACCCUCCUCUAGACACCCUAGAACACCAGAAAGAGAGUCCCUUAGAGGAUGUGUCUGGAUUUAAGCCUCAAUGGCAAUACAAAAAAAGCUCAAGCAGUCCCUGGGGCUUUGAAACUCCAACCUUGGACUCCACCAUGGGGUUUUAUGAAACCAACCCUAUGUGUGUCCCAUUGGGAUCUGAUACUCAAUUGAAGGGUACACCUAGUACAGAAAAUCUUUAUGUCUAUGCCUCAUCUCCUAGCCUUCCCUCUGUCUCUCUGCCAGACUUUGCAAUAAUGGGCCCUCAAAGAAUCUUAUUAGAGUCUAAAGCUUUAUGGGAGAUAAAGGAGCAGGAAAAACAUCUGUGGGUAUCUGAUUCCCCAUGUCCCCAUAUACCACCUCUAGUCCCCUUUACAGAACCACAAAGAAUCAAUACUGUGGAUGACUUCCCUAGAUCAGAAGCUACAGGAAAUAAUAUUGAUAAUACAAGAAACUGUCUGUCUUCUGAGCCUCCAUUUCUAAACCUCAACCCAUGCCCAGCUCUUGUCCAACAGACCCUUAGAGUUAGCCCCAUAGAGAGCCCAUUUAAAUCUAAAGCUUGGUGUGGGGAUAAUCAAGCUUGGUGUAGACUUAUUACUCAAAGAAAAAGUAACUUCUUGGCCUCUGAGCUUCCAGCUCAAAGCUUAUCCCAACACCUACUUGGACAUAGCCCUGCAGAAGUCUUUUCUGACUUUGAGCCUGCUGGAGGGUUCAUGAAGCAAAAUGAAAACCACUGUGUUUCUGUAUCCCCAGUUUGGGGAUCCAGUUCACCUCCAAACUCUGUUUUGAAGUUUCACGUAAGUGAGCCUUCUGGAGACCAGUGCAACUAUAAGCCUAUGAAGUCAGGAGGAGAGUGGACAAAGGAUUCCUGGGCCAGUGAUCUACCAGCCCCCAGCUUUUUCUCUGCUCUGUUACAAGAGCUACAUUCUGAAACUGAGUUUGUAUGCAGAAAUGAACUAGAAAGAGAAGCCUCCCAGGGUCCCAAUCCUCCAGUAGUGAAUCCUCUGCAACCAACAGCCUGGCCUAUCCAGCCUGGCCUCCAGAAGGAACGGAUGUUCUCGGAAGCCAAGGCAGAGGCCCCAUCCUCCCAGGGUGAGGCUGUCUCAGUGUCUGACCAUCCUGUGAUCCACGCUUGGCAAUGGAGCAGGGAACUGAAGCUCAGACUAAAGAAACUACAACACAGCUCCACUUUCAAAUCCCCAGACUCUCACAACUCGUUUUACAGCUCCCAAGUUCUUAAUGAGUCUUUGGGACUUUCAUCUUGUCCCCAACAGACUCAUCCUCUCAGUCUGCACCCCUGCUCUUCAAGUAGUCAUUUCCCAAAAGUUCAAAGGGCAGAAGCCCUGCCUGUCCAGGCCCCUCACUGCUCCCACUCCUCUUCUCAACCUCAGGUACGAGCUUCUGGUAGAGCAGAGCAGAAGUCUCAGAAAAAUAAGAUGAUGAAAUGGAAGACAAUGGUCCAAAUCCCAUCUCCAGGGCAUGGUCAUAUGAAGGCUGAUGAAAAGUUUUGUUCAGGAAUGGGAGAUCCCUCAAAUACAGGGGUUCUGGUCUCUGGAAAGAGACACGACAAGACUUUAGCACUACUUUCAACCCAACAGAGGAGUUCCAGAACAUUCAAAGCAGAGAAAUGUGAAAGGACUGCAAGAUUAGGAUCACCCACUGUCACAAGGAAAAACAAGCCUGCCCAGGUCUGCAGACCAGCAGAUGCCUCUAUACCAAGGUUUUCUAAAAGGGCUCAGUAUAGAGUUCAGAGGUCUCCACAUUCUGCUCUUGCUCAGGAGCUUCUUCCAAAUGCUGCUUGUCCCCAGGAUCGGCAAAGGAUAGGCCUGGUGGCUGGUGACACCCAGAAUCCUUGUCCUUGUCAGCACUGUCCUGGGAUCCCGCUAAAGCAGCAGCUCCCAUCCUCCUCACCCAAAGCUCCCCCUAGCAGAGGCUUCCAAAAGUUAUUAGAUAAGUUUCUACGUAUCCAUAGACCCCUGCCAACCAAAUUCAGCCGGUAA
Apodemus sylvaticus (European woodmouse) is the source of this 3572-nucleotide messenger RNA. RefSeq names its product chromosome 3 C9orf131 homolog (gene Spata31g1). The transcript has 2 exons. The record is from RefSeq and is a predicted model, not a curated record. Lineage: Eukaryota; Metazoa; Chordata; Mammalia; Rodentia; Muridae. Bases 21 to 3572 code for a protein of 1183 amino acids.